UGAGGUCUCUCCCUCUCCACUGCCCAUCUUUUCUCUAUCAAAAUCACUUUUUAAAAUUCUUUAUCUAAAUUUUGGGUCUUUCUUUCUUGAGUUGAAGUGGUCUCAAACAUUGGCAGUGAAUUGAAAAUCUCAAAGGUCCUUCCUUUCUCUCAAAAAGCAGACACCCAGAUAAAACUGAAGCAUUUUGAAGCUGCUCUUGGAGCAUCUGAAUGAUGGGCGCGUAAGUUCAUUCAGUUUUCAGUGUAAAUUACAGGGUCGUUUGUGUUUUAUUACUGUGACAUGGACCAAAAAUUUGAUGGGUCAAGGCCUAAGCAUUGAAAUUGACGAUGCAGCCAAUCAGUGCAUCUGCAAGGUUGAUAUCAAGCCAUGGUUGUUCUCCAAGAGAAAAGGGUGCAGGAAUUUAGAGGUGGACACCAAUAAAAUUGAUAUAUAUUGGGACUUAACCAAUGCUAAGUUUGGUUCAGGACCUGAGCCAUUAGAGAAGUUCUAUUUAGCUGUUAUGUUUAACCAAGAAAUGGUUCUUUUUCUUGGGGACUUGAAGAGAGAAGCUUUCAACAAAGAUCCUGUUGGUUCCAUUUCCAGAGCCACUUUCAUUGCCAAAAGAGAGCACAUUUUUGGGAAGAAAUUUUAUGGCGCAAAGACUCAGUUUUGUGAUAAGGGGAAGAGCCAUGAUGUGACAAUUGAAUGUGAGACUGUUGGGCUCCAUGAGCCAUACCUUGUGAUCUGCAUUGACAGUAAGAUGGUGAUGCAGGUGAAGAGGUUGAAUUGGAAGUUCAGAGGCAACCACACCAUUUUGGUUGAUGGGCUGAGAAUUGAAGUGUUUUGGGAUGUUCACAAUUGGCUCUUUGGCAAUGCCAUGGGCAAUGCAGUUUUCAUGUUCCAAACUUGCCUCAGUGAUGACAACAAGUUCUGGACCAGUCCACCAGUUUUGGAUCCUUCUGUGUUGGCUUGGUCUUCCUCUCAGCCAUUAAGAGAUAACCAGUUGCAGGGUCUUGGCUUUUCACUGGUUUUGCAUGCUUGGAAGAAUGAAUAGAGAACUGAAAGUAGCCAGAAGCUUGUUUUUCAUCGUUCUGAGCCUUUACAAAUACUUGAAAGUUCUGGUUUUGAUUGUAUGUGCUGUUUGUCUCUCUAGUUUUCUUAUAUCGAAACAUAAUUCAAUUGCAGGAACAAUGCAUGUUCAAGAAAUCUUUUGCAAGUU
Molecule: messenger RNA, 1198 nt
Organism: Prunus mume (Japanese apricot)
Lineage: Eukaryota; Viridiplantae; Streptophyta; Magnoliopsida; Rosales; Rosaceae
Source: RefSeq, a predicted model, not a curated record